UGUUUGUCGCUACGAACACCGCCACAAAAUUUUCUAUGUCACUUCCUUCCCAAACCCAUCCCCCUCCCCCAACUACUAGCCAUGCUGCAGGUGUCUUAGCGCAGCGUAUAUUUUCCUAGUAGUAAGCUAUAUAUGUAUAGUUUGGUUCAAAAUGCUCCAAGCAUUGCAAAGUUAAACUUUGUCACACCUUUCUCAGCCAUCCCACUCCUAAAAAUUCAAUUUCAUCUGGACUGUCGCCAGUCAGCCUAGCAAACAGAAAAAAAACCUGUAGAUUUGUUAGUAAUAGAAUUCAGUUUACAUUAUUUAUAGACAUUGCCCCCUUCACGUCUGCAUCCCAGCCCUAAUGCUGCUUAAAGUGUUUUAUCCCAAUGGUAAUUUUUUUUCCACACAGUAAGUCAUAUAUGUACCAAGUUUGGUUGAAAUUGCUUUAGUUGUUCCAGAGUUAACACUAGCAGGACCAAGGGGCCAAAUAGGCCCCUUUUCGAUCUUUUCACUUGUUUUCUGAGCAAAUUGUAAGUUUGACUAACUUGAUAUUUUGUGACUUUUCAUCAGUCAUAUGAAAUAUUAAUCAACAUGUUUUGGAGUGUCCUAUUUUUAUUAGGUUGAGAAAUAUGAAGCUUACCAUCUAGAAGGACAGCGGGGCCAAUUUAGCUCCUCCGACAUUUCUCUUUAUUUAGAGGCUACUUCUUUGCAAUACUGCAUAUCAAAUCACAUCAACUGUUGUCCCUUUGUUGUUCAAAUAUGCGACAACUAUGUCAUUCAAUCCAGCGCUGAUUGUUGGUUAGUUGACGCAAGGAUUUCAGUUCUUGUCUGUUGUGACGGUAUCUGAGAGUCGUCCCUGCAGUCAUGAGCUACGGAUACAAGAAGCGGCUAACAGACGCUGAAACACUAGCAGAACUGAGAAAAAUAGAAGAUAAAAGUUCAGGUGAAGAAUUUGAGUUUUCCGACAGUGAUCAGUACAAUGAAGAAAGUGUAGUAGUUCCAGUAUGUGCAAAUGAAGAAUGUGAUUCGUGCAACGAAUGUGAUGAUGUAAACACAGCCCAGGACAGUUUUCCGCUAAAUUUAGGGGAAAAUGAAGCUUCUACAUCCAGCAUGCCUUCUGAUGUUCCAAAUUCUAGCUCUAUAAGAUCAACAACCCGGACAACAUUUGCUUCCCCUGGAAGUCAGUCAAAAACUGAUACUGGGCAACCUACUGAAUAAAAUGAAACAGCAAAAGAUGGGACUGUGUGUAAAAUUGUACCAGUGGGUUCUAAUGCAGGUCAUCUACAAAGUCAUAACAUUUUGCGGGAGAGCUCAGGACCAACAUCAUAUACUAAAAGGAAAAUUCAAAGUGGGAAACUUCUUAGUGCUUGGCAGUUAAUUUUCAGUGCUUCCAUGAUGCGUCACAUCAAGCACUGUACUGAAGCUGAGGCUCGUCAUCGAACACAAGAUGAUUCCUGGACAGUAGACACUGAAGAACUGGAUGCUUUUGUUGCCGUAAUGUAUGCAAGAGGAGUGUAUGGGGCAAAGUAUUUUCCUCUCAAAAGUCUAUGGUCAACAGUAUGGCGUCCUCUGUUUUUCAGACAAACUAUGGGACAAAACAAAGUUAUCGAAAUAAUGAAGUAUAUGAGGUUUGACACCAAGUCCACUAGAUCUGAACGCCUCAAGGCUGACAAAUUUGCUCUUGUCUCAGAUACUUGGAAUGCUUUCAUAGAAAACAGGGUGUCAUGCUAUAAAACAGAACCUUAUCUUACAGUUGAUGAACAACUUUUGCUGUCUAAAACAAGAUGCCCAUUCACACAAUAUAUUGCAAGCAAGUCAGAUAAGUUUGGCAUAAAAUUCUGGUUACUUGUAGGUGUUUCUAGUAAAUACAUACUGAAUGGAUUCCCAUACACUAGUGCUGAUCCCCUUCGACUAGCUGACCAAGGCGUAGGUGAAAAUGUUGUUCUUAGGCUCAUGGGACCAUACUUAGGCAAAAGUUUGAAUGUCACUACUGACAGUCACUUUACUUCACUAAGCCUUGCACACCGUCUGAGGGCAGCAUCCACAACUUUAGUAGGUACUUUGAACCGUAAUCGAAGGGAGGUGCCUCCUGCUGCAAAGACCAGAAAACAAACACUCCACUCGACUAUUGUGUAUAAAAAUGAUGAGGGAACAACAUCAACAGUUUAUCAAGGGAAAACAAAUAAGAAUGUUUUGUUACUGAGUUCACUUCACUCUCAUGUAUCACUGUCUGAUAGUCAGAAGAAGACUCCUGUAACAGUGCAAUUCUACAAUGAAACAAAAUUUGGGUUCGAUGUUGUCGAUCAAAUGACAAGAAUGUGCUCUGCAAAAGCCGGUACAAGACAUUGGCCAAUGCAUGUAUUUUACAACAUUCUUGAUUUGGCUGCCAUAAAUUCCUGGGUGUUGUAUAAGGAAGUGACUGGUAUGCGACUUAGCAGGCGGAAGCAUAUUUUUGAUUUGUGUGAAGAGCUUCAAGCGCAGUAUGUAUCACCAAGAAAUAAAGAGCCAGACCAGAAUCAUGUAGACACUAAAGGCAGACCACAGAGGGCAACUAAGAGAGAGAAGUGUAAAAUCCGUACCUCAUGUAAAGGAAACCAUACUGCUACUGUUUGUUCAGGUUGUGAGAAAGCAGUAUGUGGCAAAUCUGAGAAGAGAAGACGAGUGUGAUAUGACAAGUGCAGCAGUAAACAGUAGUGAACUACGGUGG
Messenger RNA from Schistocerca piceifrons (Central American locust), 2689 nucleotides. RefSeq names its product piggyBac transposable element-derived protein 4-like. The record is from RefSeq and is a predicted model, not a curated record. The transcript has 2 exons. Bases 1375 to 2649 code for a protein of 424 amino acids. Lineage: Eukaryota; Metazoa; Arthropoda; Insecta; Orthoptera; Acrididae.